AUGCAGUAUGUUGGAAGAGCCAUCGGCUCUGUCUCCAAGACAUGGAGCUCGAUCAACCCGGCCACACUGUCGGGAGCAAUUGACGUGAUUGUUGUCGAGCAACCGGACGGAGAGCUCGCGUGCUCGCCGUUCCACGUUCGGUUUGGCAAGUUCCAGCUCCUGAGACCCUCGCAGAAGAAGGUGGAAUUCAUUGUGAACGGCGAGGUCACCGACCUGCCGAUGAAGCUGGGUGAUGGCGGCGAGGCGUUUUUCGUGUUUGAAACGGACGGAUACAUCCCGCCAGACCUGCAGACGUCGCCCGUGAUCAGCCCAGUCAGCUCGCCAGGCAGCAGUCCCAAGUCCAGCGAGCCGGCCAUUGCGUAUCCGGCCGAGGAGCCGGAGUACCUGGACAUUGGCGAGGGCGCCAACGACAGCUUCAGCGCGUCGGUUCCGUCCACACAGUCGGACUCUGCGCUGCUCGAGCACUCGCCCUCCAAUAUCCGGAAAGCGGGCACUGCCUCGUCGUUCGACCGCGCAAAGAAGAUCUCCAGCAAGCUGACAAAGAAGAACAUCCCGUCCAAGGUGGAGGCCAAUGGUGAUAUCAUGCUGGACAUGCAGGGAUACAAGAGCAACGACCAGAACAUCCACGACUCCGACGCUGUGAUCCGACAGCUGCUGAUCGACGAGUUUGGCGACGACGUCGACAUUAACGCGCUCGUCGACAAGGACCUGCACGGCAACAUCCGGAUCCUGAGCUCGGACGACUUGGCAGACGACGAAUCCACGUCGCUCGAGACACACACAGAGCCGCAGUCGCCAGCCUCCACCGCCUCUUCCAUAAUUUCAGACAUUGACACAGACACCGUGAAGACACAACAGGACAACCAUUUCAAGACGCUGCGGCUCACGUCUGAGCAGCUCAAGUGUCUGUCGCUCAAGCCUGGCGAGAACGAUUUGCAGUUUAGCGUCAACAAGGGCAGGGCCUUGGUCUCGGCGAAGCUGUUCCUGUGGAAACACAACGUUCCGAUCGUGAUAUCGGACAUCGACGGCACGAUCACCAAGUCGGACGCCCUGGGCCACGUCCUGACCAUGCUAGGCAGAGAUUGGACGCAUGUUGGCGUCGCCAAGUUAUUCGCAGACAUCCAGUUCAACGGAUACAACAUUAUGUAUUUGACGGCUCGUUCUGUUGGUCUGGCCGAUUCUACUCGGUCUUACUUGAACGGAAUCGUGCAGGACGGCAUCAAGUUGCCUGUGGGACCGGUGAUUCUCUCGCCUGACCGCACUAUUGCUGCCCUGAAGCGCGAAAUUGUGCUAAAGAAGCCAGAGGUGUUCAAAAUGGCCUGUCUGAACGACAUCAAGGCACUUUACGACAAAAAACAGCCCCAUAAUGCAGAGACUCCCGAACUGGACUUGUCAUCUUCCAGACAGGCUGCUAGCGACAACUCGUACACUCCGUUCUACGCAGGCUUUGGAAAUAGAAUUACCGACGCCCUCUCCUAUAGGAACGUCGGCAUUCCCUCGUCGCGGAUCUUCACCAUCAAUCCCGACGGAGACGUGCACAUGGAGCUGCUCGAGAUGGCAGGGUAUAAAUCGUCCUACGUCUCGAUCGGAGAGCUGGUGGACCAGUUCUUCCCGCCGGUGAAUAUCUCGCGGACGCGCGAGGGCGCCUUGGGCAUCCAGGAUACCGUACACCAGUUCAGCGACGUGAAUUUUUGGCGAAACCCGGUUCUGAAUCUUGCCGAUCUUUCUGAUGACGAGAGCGAAAGCGAGGCAGAGCAGCCGAAGAGCAGGGACGAACUUACAAGCGCGGGAGCCAACUCGCAGCGUCUGGGCGGAUUUUUCUCGCGGUCUCCUGUUUCCAGGAGCACGGAGCCUGAGACAGAGCCUGAAACAGAGCCCGAGGCGGAAUAUUCGUUUGAUGAGGACGACGAGAACGAAAACCUGGAUCCGGACUACGUGUACGAGGACGAAGAUCUGGACGACGACUACGACGAAGACGAAUAUGAGGAGGACGUUGAUGAGGUUGAUGAGGACGAUAUUGAUGAGAAGGACGAGGAUGAUUUGGAUGAGGACGAUGUGGAUCAGGACGUUGAUCAGGAAAUGGACGAAGAGUUGGACGCGGAGCUGCUGGACGAACGGCUGGUGGACAACGAAGCCCCCGAGUACGUUUCCAGCCCUAACCGGAUCCUCAACCCCUCGUUCGGCAUAGCAAGCCCGAAAAGCCUCACCAACCUGAACGUUGACACAAACAACGCCACGGGGACAUUUAUAAAGGCCAAGCAGAUGCUGCAGAACCUGUCUUUGGAGGACGCUGGCGAGAAAAAAUAG
Messenger RNA from Ogataea parapolymorpha DL-1, 2307 nucleotides. RefSeq lists its product as uncharacterized. Gene Ontology annotation, cellular component: nucleus. Lineage: Eukaryota; Fungi; Ascomycota; Pichiomycetes; Pichiales; Pichiaceae. Bases 1 to 2307 code for a protein of 768 amino acids. Gene Ontology annotation, molecular function: phosphatidate phosphatase activity. The transcript has a single exon. The record is from RefSeq and is a predicted model, not a curated record. Gene Ontology annotation, biological process: fatty acid catabolic process; triglyceride biosynthetic process.